Molecule: messenger RNA, 3702 nt
Organism: Penicillium roqueforti
Lineage: Eukaryota; Fungi; Ascomycota; Eurotiomycetes; Eurotiales; Aspergillaceae
Product: CAZyme family GH18
Exons: 6
Coding region: 1-3702 (1233 amino acids)
Biological process (GO): carbohydrate metabolic process
Molecular function (GO): hydrolase activity, hydrolyzing O-glycosyl compounds; chitin binding
Source: RefSeq, a predicted model, not a curated record
AUGAUCACCGUACGCCCAACUGGAGGAGCCCUCCUUUGGCUCCUUUUGAUCUCCUUCUGCUUUAUAUUUACCAGUGCCAAUGCACAAGAUUGCAGUGCUUUGAACACAUGCGCUACUGGAUGCUGCAACAAAGGCGGAUACUGCGGAAUCGGUGAUGAUUACUGCGGUUCCGACUGCGUUGCGAAUUGUGAUUACGAGCCAGAAUGCAGUGUCUCGAAGCCCUGUGCAAGUGGAUGUUGCAACAGCUAUGGCUAUUGUGGUCUGGGACCAGACUUUUGUGCCGAUAAGGUUUGCGUGGGAAACUGCGACAGCAAGGCAGAGUGCGAUCCCGGCAAAUAUGGUGACUAUGCGGAAUCUUCCAAAUGUCCAUUGAAUGUCUGCUGCUCGAAGUUCGGCUUCUGCGGCACUACCGAAGAAUUUUGUGGCAAGACAAAAGUCAAGCGCCCUUCCUGUGACAAAGAUGGAUCUCUCAAUCGAGUCGUAGGGUACUACGAGGGUUGGAGUCCUUCACGUCGCUGUAAUACGUUCUACCCCGAACAAAUCCCUGUGGGCAUCUAUAUACACUUGAAUUAUGCUUUCGCGUCGAUCGAUCCAGAUACAUUCGAGAUCGUCGCGGCCACCGAGAGCGAGAAAAAGCUGAUGACGCGCUUGACGGAUCUUAAGAAGGUCGAUCCCGAUCUCAAAGUCUUCAUUGCCGUUGGUGGCUGGACUUUCAAUGAUCCUGGAGCCACCCAAACUCUGUUCUCGGAUCUCGCUGCGUCGGAAAGCAAUCAGAAGAAGUUCUUCAAGUCCCUCCAGAGUUUCAUGUCUAUAUACGACUUUGAUGGGAUUGAUCUUGACUGGGAGUAUCCCGUGGCGGAUGACCGUGGCGGUCAAAAGAAAGAUUUCGACAACUUCCCCAAGUUCUUGGCCAAUUUGAAGAAAUCCCUUAAGUCUACUGGUGGCCGCGAUGGAGUCAGCAUUACACUGCCCGCUUCUUAUUGGUAUCUUCAACAUUUUGAUAUCGCAAACCUACAAAAACACGUCGACUUCUUCAACAUCAUGACCUAUGAUAUGCAUGGAAAAUGGGACUUGGGCAGUGAAUGGGUUUCCCCUAUGCUCGACUCUCAUACCAACCUAACAGAGAUUACCAAUGCUCUCGAUUUGCUCUGGCGAAACGACAUCAAGUCUGAUAAGGUCGUCCUGGGUCUUGCAUUCUACGCUCGAGUAUUCACUGCUGCUGACCCGAGCUGCAUGGAGCCUGGUUGUUUGUUUGUUUCCGGUGGAAACGCUGGGAAAUGCAGUCAAGAAGUUGGCAUCUUACUGAAUUCUGAAAUUAUGGACAUCAUGGAUAAGCAGUCCCUACAGUCCACGCUGGAUAAGGAGGCUGCCGUGAAGAUUCUCAAAUUUGACGACAACCAGUGGCUUACCUACGAAAAUUCAGACACAUUUAAGCUGAAAGCCGACUUUGCCCGAAGCCAAUGCCUUGGUGGUGUGAUGGUGUGGGCGGUUUCCCAUGAUUUACCCCAAGCGUCAAUGGAGGUCAAAAAGACCCAUCCGCAGUGCAAGUGGACGAAUUGCUUCGACGAUUGCCCUAGUGGAUGGUCGCGGGUUCGCCGUACAGAUGACGGUGCCCGUGAAGGCGAGCACAUGUGGGAUUCUACCGCAUGUAGUUUUGGACAGCAUACGUUCUGCUGCCCUCCUGAUGCCGAACUUCCCAAAUGUGGAUGGUAUACCCAUAACAAUGGUAAAUGCAAUUCGGAGUGUCCUUCUGGCUACACUGAGAUUGGAUCCAACAUACAAUACUGUUCUAACGACUUUAACGACUACCAAGCUGCUUGUUGUACAACUGAAACUCCCAGUAUGAAACUUUACUCCAAGUGUGACUGGGCGGGAAAACCACGGAAAUGCGACGAGGAAUGCCCUAGUGGCAAGUCCGAGGUGGCUCUGUCAACUACCGGCAGUGGUGGUGUAUACUGCGACGUUACUUCUUUCAAAUACACAAUGAACGGCCAAGAGGGCACAAGUUGGGAGGAACGCAGCUACUGCUGUAGUGAGGAAGACGAUGUUGAAUGGAGUAAAUGCGAAUGGCGUGAUGACAUUGGCCUGAUGCUCGACAAAAGCUAUGUUGACGGUUACUGUCUCCCCGGCUGUCCGGAUGAAUACGUGCGUGUCGCUAUUGAUCAACACGGUGGUGGUUGCAAAGGCGACGGUGGCCGAGCCAAAUGCUGCUUGCCAAAAUAUUCAACAGUCAGCAAGAGAUCAUACACCACGCGGGAACAGAGUCUUGAUGACUUGGUUAAAGGGUUCAUGGAUGAUCCGAGUUGUGGAGCGGACGAUUACAACUUGAAGAGGGAUCUCGCGGGCUUUGAAUAUUCUGUGGGAAAUACCUCUUUGUCCGAUCUGUCUGGUACUCGAACUCCAACAACACUUCAACGCCGCUCAACAACCAAACAGCUAGAUGCUAUCUAUACUGUUGCAUACGCCCUUGCUGUGCAGUUUACAGUUAAUGCAGCCUACGAAGAGAUCUGGAAAAAACGUGUGCUGCCAUCAUACCCACAUCUUACAGUCAAGGCUAUUCGCAAUUACCUGACUACGUCUGAGGACUGGGCUGAAGGAGGUAUAAGUUAUAAACUAGAGAAGGUUCUUUGCGCCCCAAGCAUCUUCGACAGCAAGUUUGCAGAAAGAAGCAUUGUCUCCUGCGCAUGCGAAACAAGCGAUUGCUGCGAUGCAAACGAUCCGGAUUCCUGUUCGGAUCUUGACGGUGAUGAUGAUGAUUCUACUGCUCUUAGCAAAAGAGUUUUAGAUAAGAGAGCCUCGCGAACGUUCGAUGUCGAUUUAUCAGACGGUGGAGCGCAUGCUACGAUCACUUCUUGGACGUAUAUCGUGCGUGGCAACAUUCGAGGAAAUAAUCCCAUCUUGGAUGAAGGUUAUACCUACGAUGACGCUGAGGACUGCCUCAAUACUCAAAUCGCUUUGAUGUCAGUUUCGAUGGCGAAUAUCGGAAGAUAUCAGGUCGAACAUGUCGUUGAGUUGAACACCGUUGCCUUUUUCCUGAGAGAUGCAGCCAAUGGGGUCCUCAGGUCUGGUGGUGUGAUGAGACUCGGUCGAAUUUCAGUGACCUUCGUUAGACAGGCUCUGAUGGCGCCAGUUCUUACCAACCCACCAGUAAUGACUGGUGCCGACCAAUCCUUGACUCCCAUGACCCGGAUUAUGCAUGCUUUGGGUAGCCUGAACAACCAAGCUGAUUUCAACCUUUUGCUUAAUCGUUUGAACAACUUAAAAUCCAGGCUCUGGCUUUCAAAAACACUCAUCCUUGAUGAAAAAAUGGAGAAAGCAAUCUCAGCCGAUGACCCGAAUCGCGCAUUGAUACAUCUCCGCGAGCCCCUCACUAUUAUUUCCUAUCUCAACCAUCUCAGAAUCCAGCCUGACAUGAUCGACACUUUUAACACAAUUCACGUAGAAUUCGGUCGAGCAGAUACGUACUGGGUGAAUGCUGGACAUCCAAACCCGCAGUCGCAAGCCAGAUGGGAUGAAUGGGUUCCUGACUUAUUAGAUAGUGCCACUCAGAAUGUUCGCACGUUUGUUGAAAAUUGGGGGGAUCAGAUGUAUAGGUUUUGGGCAGUCCGGACUGGUGAUAACGUUGCGCAAACGCUCGAGAUCAUUAUGACUUUGCGAAGACAGGCUAAAACUGCGAGGAUUAAUCCGAAUGGCCUGGAUUGA